Messenger RNA from Pyricularia grisea, 1328 nucleotides. RefSeq lists its product as uncharacterized. Gene Ontology annotation, cellular component: peroxisome. The coding region runs from base 251 to 1183 and encodes 310 amino acids. The record is from RefSeq and is a predicted model, not a curated record. NCBI's taxonomy places the organism in Eukaryota, Fungi, Ascomycota, Sordariomycetes, Magnaporthales, Pyriculariaceae. The transcript is spliced from 3 exons.
CGCUUCCCCACCUUCCAAGCAAACCUUCUGCCGGGCAAGAGGCUGCGGGCCGAGCUUCGGCGCCUCGUAACAUCAUGAUCCCGUUCCAACAGUGAAGGAAGGAAGACAGUUUUUGUUUCUUACUUUAUCCGACCAACCCGCCUACCAGUCUACUUACUCAAAUACGGUAGAUAAUAGGAAAAAGAAAAGAAAAACUUACAGACCGCAACAGCUUCACUUCAUACAAAACAAGAUCACCAAAUCGCCCAUCAUGUCUGGCCCCGGCGUCGGUUUCGAGUAUCCUCCCACAGAGGUGUCAUGGAUGAAGCGGGAUGUCCUCCUGUUUGCCAACUCAAUUGGCUGCAGUUCUGAUGAGCUUCACUUUUUAUAUGAGCUGCACCCCGACUUUGCCGUCUUCCCUACCUACCCCAUCGUUCUGCCCUUCAAGACCAACACCCAGGAGGUGGUCGACUUCUACGCCGCCCAAAAGUCCGUCACCAUCCCGGGCGUGCCGGAGUUCGACCCCACCCGCGUGGUCGACGGACAGCGCCGCAUCGAGUUCCUCCGACCCUUGCCCGCCACCUCUGCCGGCAAGCGCUUCGAGGCCCGCACCAAGGUGCUGGGCGUGUACGACAAGGGCCGGCCCGGCACCGUUGUGGAGACGCAGACGGACCUGGUGGACGCCGGGACGGGCGAUGUGUACACGCGCGCCACGGGCUCGGCCUUUUACGUCGCGCAGGGCAACUGGGGCGGGCCCAAGGGCCCCGCGACGGUCAACUACCCGCCGCCCAAGGGCAAGACGCCCGACGCCGUGCUCGAGGACGCCACCACGCUCGAGACCCCGCUCCUGUACCGCCUCAACGGCGACUACAACCCGCUGCACGCCACCCCCGAGCCCGGCGCCAAGAUGGGCUUCGGCGGCGUCAUCGUUCAUGGCCUCUGGCAGUGGAACUCGACCUGCCACCAGCUGCUGCGCCACUUUGGCGGCAGCGACCCCCGCAACAUCAAGGAGUACCAGGCCCGCUUCGCCAGCCCCGUGCGCCCGGGCGUCAAGCUCGCCACCUCGGCCUGGAGGACCGGCAAGGUCGAGGACGGCUUCGAGGAGAUCAUCUUUGAGACAAAGGUCGUUGAUGGCAAGACGUGCCUAAGCAACGGCCGCGCCUUGAUCAAGGUUGUCGGCCCUGCAAAGAGUGCCAAGUUGUAAUCAGUGAGAAUGUGUCAAGUAAGAUAUUGUUUUUUUCCAAAGCGUUUUUUUCUUGGAAUAUGAAUUAUAUCUGGCUAUUUAGGUAUAUAUAACCUUACUUUGUUAUCUAUCGAAACAAAUAAAAACAAAGGUAUAUUCGUUGGUC